AUGCCCAGCCUUUCCCAAGAAAACCAAGGGUACCUGGAAGAGCAUCUUUCCAGGAAGGCUGCACGGGCACAAUUGCUGCCCCUCUUCAGAGCAGAGAAAGAUUAUAAUCCCAGUAUUCACCAAGACACAGAAAAUGAAGUGGGAUCCCAAGAUGUAACUGGUGUCAAGCUCCCAGACUCCACCGGGUCGACUUAUUUCGCCACCUUUCUAGCCUGCUCUCCAGCGUCUUCUGCGACGACCCCCUCCCGUGGCUUGCCUGCGCGCUGGGACUUUCCCUCUCAGCCAAGCUCCUGGCCUACUGCCUGGCUCUCUCCAGAGCCCCACCGCCUACUGUUCCUACUUGAGGCCUCAAUGGCACUGCCAGGACGACGUCCGAGGGGUCGUCUACUGAAGCUGACAAGUCCGAAUCCGGAGCCCAGAGGAGAGGACGCCUGUACUGAAAAGAGUUCACCGGAGUCCCCUGUGGGAUCUGAGCAGCCGGAAAUGCGGAUGCGGCAGAUGUGCGGCGGAAGUGAGACCCAGGGCUCUGUCCCAAGCCAGCAGGGUGGCCGGGGCUCCAAUGCCUGCUGCUUUUGCUGGUGCUGCUGCUGCAGCUGUUCUUGCCUCACUGUCAGAAACCAAGAAGACCAGAGAACCCAAAGAGCUUCCCAUGAAAUCAGAACAGACAUUCCAGCAUGUGAAGAAAGCCCCACGCCUACUCUGGAAGAAGUCUGUGCCUGGGCCCAGUCUUUUGAUAACCUGAUGGUCACUCCAGCCGGAAGAAAUGCAUUCCGGGAAUUUCUUCGAACAGAAUUCAGUGAAGAAAACAUGCUCUUCUGGAUGGCCUGUGAAGAACUGAAAAGGGAAGCUAAUAAAAGCACUAUUGAGGAGAAAGCAAGGAUAAUAUAUGAAGAUUAUAUUUCUAUUCUCUCUCCUAAAGAGGUCAGCUUGGACUCCCGAGUACGAGAAGUUAUCAACAGAAACAUGGUGGAUCCAUCCCAACACAUAUUCGAUGACGCUCAACUGCAGAUCUACACUCUAAUGCACAGAGACUCCUAUCCCCGCUUCAUGAACUCCACAGUCUAUAAGGAUUUGCUUAAGUCCUUAGCUGAGAAAACAGUUGAAGCAUAGGUGGUUUCAAAUAUAUUUAUUAUUAACAAAACAAGAAAGUAACUCAUGGACUAUAGCUAGCACAGGGAAUUUAGAGAUAGGAUGUCUUGUGCUACAGUGAUUCUUGGACUGUUGUAAUAACAGAUUCUUCCUCCACAGAAGGCUAUAGAUUCACAAUGGAAACUACAGCCGCCUUUAGUGAUACUUACCAGGAAAAAAGGGGUGGGGGUAUAAGAAAAAAGGGGGUGGGUGUAUGACUGCCUUAGAAAGAUAGUGUGCUCACAUUCACAUAACAGUAGCAUGUUCUCAAGGGCAGAGCAUGUACUAGUCUCUGUUCUGCCUGCAGCACAGAUGUACAAAGAGCAAAUGGGAACACUUUGUUUUGCAUGAGUUCAAUACUGUAUUACCCUCCAAAGAAACGGCAUUCAAAUCUUUCUCAACCAACCCUUCCUUCAUUCUGAAUACUUCACUUGGUACCAUGCUAGGACUGAGAGUCAUAUUUCACAAAGAUGUGACUAUUCCUUGUAAAAAUGAAAUCUCAAACUCUCAAUCUCUCUCUCUCUCUCUCUCUCUCUCUCUCUCUUCCUCCUUCCCUCCC
Molecule: messenger RNA, 1687 nt
Organism: Mus caroli (Ryukyu mouse)
Lineage: Eukaryota; Metazoa; Chordata; Mammalia; Rodentia; Muridae
Gene: Rgs20
Product: regulator of G protein signaling 20
Source: RefSeq, a predicted model, not a curated record